Molecule: messenger RNA, 4626 nt
Organism: Paramisgurnus dabryanus
Lineage: Eukaryota; Metazoa; Chordata; Actinopteri; Cypriniformes; Cobitidae
Gene: map3k14b
Product: mitogen-activated protein kinase kinase kinase 14b
Biological process (GO): protein phosphorylation; canonical NF-kappaB signal transduction
Molecular function (GO): ATP binding; protein kinase activity
Source: RefSeq, a predicted model, not a curated record
UGGUAUCUGGUUUCACGGUUUGGAGAGUUUAUAUGUGUGAGGUCUCACUCGUACCGGCUCAAACACGGUUGCCUUCAGAGCCGAAGAUUGAAGAGGUUGAAAUCUCUUUAUUCCCCAAGUGUUGGACUCAAGAAGGCAAGAUCAUUUUGGAGAAAGCUUUCAGAUUUUCACACGUCUUUUCUGGCUGUAUCCUUUGACGGAGGAAUGGCCAUACCUACCAUGUUUCAUUCUAGCAGGCUUACAGAGGUGAAUGAGACGACCACAACGUCGGGCAGUGAGUGUAAAAAACACCCUGGGGUCCAGACAAGAGCUCUGGAUGAACUUCAGACGUUGGACACGGAGGAUGAUGAAAUAUUAUACAUCAGUCCAGAGCCAAAAGGUGGGGAAUGUCAGACAUUUGACGGUACUAGUAAAGAAGACAGCAGCGUUCAAUCUUACAUCAGCAAUAGGUCUCUCUCAGACACAUCGUGCACUUCAGUCGAGGAAGAGAAAAAAUCUACAGCUCGGCCCCUCAGGAAACAUCACCGAAAGCACAGAACGGAGACCAAACGUGUAAGAAAACCCAGAAAUACCUGUAGAGGACCUGAUGAUAAGCAAGAAAGAUGUAAGAGUGCUGGAUCAAAACGUCGCAAUGAUCCAAUGUUUUCCAAAAUGAAAGUCCAGGUCACUCAAACCCCAGACGCCCAAAACGAUCAACGAGUCAAUCUCUGGGAUCAUCCUGAAGAAGUCCACCCUAGCAUUACCUGUUUAUGUCUUCAUAGACUGAAGUUAGACUUUCCUUCAACCAUCGAGUCUCACAGCGUGAUAUCUGAACCAAAGUCCGACUCUGCGUAUAUUUAUGCUGAAAGCAUCAAAGGCUUUGAUUCGACUUGCUCUACCUUUUUAGCAAACAGUGAUCCCCAUGCCGUAGUCGACAACAGCAAUGGACAAGGCCCUGUAUCUGUCUGGAAUGAAAGACUCAGUCGGGACUCUGUGAAUUUGUACAUCUCGAGUGAAAAUAAAUCGAGUUCUGGUUGCAGUACAGAAGCUACGGCAGGCUCAGAAUGUUACGGUGACGCGUUUAACACCACUACUGAUGACUGUGAUAUUGACUCUAAUUGUAUUUACACAGACUGGGAUAGGAGACACAGGAGUACAGUAAGCGACUACCGUUGCAGUCUGGCCGAGGCCGAAUGGGGUUCAGCAUCAUCCAGUUGCAAUUCUGACAGCUCGUGCUACACCACUGACGGGGACGAGGAAUCCUCGUACUGUACCAUAGACAGACACACCUACAGCUCUGAUUCGGACAGCUGUGUUUUGGAGAUUCCCUGUGUCUCGCCUAUUAACAGUAUUGAAAAGAUUCACUUUGAGUCUCCGGCAGAACACAAGGAAGAGUUUGUGCCGGAUUGUGAUGAUUUGACACCGGAUACCUUAGAUGUCUGCAGAGAUAGAGAGGAUGAAAUGAAUUUAAUGUUUAAUUCUGAAUUGUGCUCCAAACUGAAUUUGGGGGAGCUGGAGGUGGGUGUUAUUCAAACCGACCUCUGCCACUUCUCUGAAAUUUUUUGUAAGAGGAUUAAAGAAGCAACAAUGGAGAAAGUCGCAGAGAACAUUUCUAUAAAUGAGGGAUUCCUGUUCCACCCUAAACAGUUUCUCCAAGCAAAGAGCUCCAAAUACCGGGAGGGUCUUGAAUACUCGGUUCUCCGUCACAUCCAGAACGGCUCGUACGGCGACGUCUUCAGCAUCCGAGACAAGCAAACAGGAUUUACAUGCGCCUCAAAGAAGAUUCCUCUGUGUAGUUUUCGAUGGGAGGAGGUGGAAACGUGGAGCAGACUGAAUGGUCCUCACGUCCUCCAGCUGUAUGGAGCGGUUAGGGAAGGACCCAAUGUGAUGCUCUUCAUGGACCUAAAAAGAGGCUCUUUAGCUCAGGUCCUGAGAAUGAGGGGUCGUAUCUCUGAAGGUUUGGCUCUUUAUUAUCAUUCUCAGGUGGUUCGGGCUCUUGAACAUCUGCACAGUAGAUGUGUGGUACAUCUGGAUGUAAAAGCUGAUAAUGUUUUACUGUCUGAAGAUGGUAGACAGUGUUACCUGUGUGAUUUUGGGCUUUCUGAAACGCUCAACCAGGGUGGAUACAGCACCAAAAUUUUCCGAGGUAAUGUUUUGCGUGGCACAGAGUCUCAUAUGCCGCCUGAGGUGGCGAGAGGAGAUCGGCGCUCGGCUAAAGCGGAUGUCUGGAGCAGCUGUUGUAUGUUACUGCACAUGCUCAACGGACAUCAACCCUGGACGCGAUACUUUCCUCAUCCACUCUAUCUGAAAAUUGUGAGUGAGUCGCCUCCUUUAUGGGAGAUUCCACCUGACUGUGACCCCCUGACCUGUGAUGUCAUCAAAGCCGGACUGGUUAAGGAUCCGAGAGACCGACACUCUGCAUCCGAACUGUUACAAAAGACUCUUAAAGCCCUCAGAACAGUUUGUGGGCUAUCUGGUCCUGGACCAAAUUUAACACCAACAUUUGAGGACUGGCCAAAAGUGUGCUUCUAUCACAAUUCUCAUGCCUCAUCUAACAUGGCGACUCAAAAGCCCCCAGAGUCCGCUGUCAAAACAACGACUCCUGCUGUCCCAGAGGACCUCUCUGCACCCAAAAUCCACUGGGUCAGCACAUGGAGAGAAAGAGCAGCCGAUGAGGACGAUGAUGAUUUAGACUCCACCGAGAAAGACUCGGAGGAGGGCGAAUGGUCAGAAGAUAAAAUGAACCAUUGGAUGGAGAGAUACUGGGGUGAGGAGAAUAACGACAGAAAUGUUGAACAAAUCCAUGCAGAUGUGAAUGGAGACACUGGACUCGAAGAGGCAGACACAGCUAAGGUCACGAUCUCCAAGCAAACGAGAGAUUGGGAAGAUGGAAAAGAUGCCAUAGAAAGAGAAACUUGUGGCAUGGUUGAUAAUUUAACAGAAAAGAGAGUCGUGUUUAGAGCUUGUGGUGAAAAUGGUCUCAUAGAGGAACCGGAGAGCUGCGAUGUUCAGAUCAGAAGCUUUGUGGACGAUGAAGAGUCCGAUGAAGAGGUGGAGAGCGAUCUGGAGAGUCUCAGAGAACUGGGCAACGACUGGACGCAGGAGGAAAGGGAACCGUUCUUACAACUACAGACACUUUAUCUGCCUAAAGAACUUCAUCCGCAAAGUGACGACACCUUCUCUGAUUCUGAUGAAGAGUCGGUCACACUGAGGAAGAGCGAGCAAAAGGUGGCAAAUGAGUCGAAUGAACCACAAAAUGUUACCUGCGACUCUGAGCAAGACCUUUCUGAGGAGGAUUCUGAUGAUCUGAGCUCAGGGGUUUUCUCCUCAUGCAGCAAUACAGAUGCUCAAAGCUUCAAUGUUGAUUGGUCUGUGUCAACCAAUCAGACCUCUUCUUGCUACUUUGAGGGUCUUGGUGUAGAUAUAUGGGUUGAAGAUAUAAGCGGUGAGAGUUUAAAGAUCAGAGAGAGACCUCAUGUGAAAAUCGGACAUGUUGCUGUAGGCAUCAGUGAACAGAUAUCUAUGAAAGUCUUCAGUCUGGCUACCCUGGACGGGCGUCUGGUUCCUCCAGAUAUGGAGGUCUGUGAGUCGGGCAUGUGGCUCCAGUGUGUUCCUGCUCCUGAUGGAAGCUCCAGCUGGGAUUGGAGGGUCAGAGAUGGGAAACUUGAGCUCCAGGAAUAUGAUGAACAUUCGGAUACCUGUUCAACAUUACCGCUCUAACAAGAAUGACCUUAACAGACAAAACACAGGAGUUGUAGACAUCCAAUACCUCUUUGUUUUAGCUUUAGGAUACUUACUUCAUUUAUCUUUAUGCAACGUUAGCUGCGAGUCAUUUCUAUUAAAUUAAUUUCAUGCAUUGGGGGUUUAUUUGAGACACACUAUUGAUAUAUUUAAGGAGGAGGAGUUCUUGCAAACAGAUUUUUUUAAUCUAUAGAAUUUAAAAAUAAGUAAUAUAUAAAAGAUGUACAGUAAGUUGGAGAGUUAUACAUAGUAUAAAACUGUAAAAAUAUAAAUGUUUACGUUAUUUUAUAUUAUUAUAUGGAUGUUUAUUGAUUGUACUGCUGUGAGUUUAAUGCUAUUAAAGACAUCAGGGUACAAAAUACCAGUAUACAAGAUUUAUAAAUGACAGAACGGCCUUUCAGUUUUUUUUCUGGAAAAAGCCGAGCUCUUGGAGGCGUAUGGUGGGCGGAGAUAAAGAGUUACUAGUACGCGCAGCCUUUGCAUACUAAUCCAAUAGACAUCGAUGUAAGUAAAAUGUUCUCAAAGAGCAUCAAUGGUCCGAUUCACAAUUUAAUAUUUUCUUUGGUGUGUAAGUGUGUAUUAGUACAUGUUAUCGAUAUGCAAAAGGUAUAAACCCUAAAGUAAACGAUGACGCGAGUUAUCAUCUUCAACAUAAGUCUCUUUUCUUAAGUUGGACUACAACAAACACACAGAUUGUAGGCAGUAGUUUACUUUCUGGGAUUGGUGAUGUAGUAAAGACCGACAUUAUCAUAAUUCCUCCCGCUUCGGACUCACAGCCUGCAAGUUAAAGGAAUAGUCUACUCAUUUUCAAUAUUAAACUAUGUUAUUACCUUAACUAAGAAGAGUUGAUACAUCCCCUCUAUCAUCUUAGUGCGUGCACGUAAGCGCUGGGGCGCGCUGCAACAC